Messenger RNA from Arabis nemorensis, 1680 nucleotides. The record is from the annotation of a GenBank genome assembly. Lineage: Eukaryota; Viridiplantae; Streptophyta; Magnoliopsida; Brassicales; Brassicaceae.
AUGGGAAGCUGCUGGUCCGAUGGGUCUCACGGUGGUGGUGGAAUGGUCGGAGUCGGUGGUACUUCUUCCUCCGCCGCUACUGCUAACGACGCCUUAUCGUUCUCUGCUUCCAGUUUACGAGACGGAGACGUGAUUUCAAAGAGUGAUGCAAUGGUGGUUGUUUAUUCAAAAGGAAGAGAUGGAACACUUGCAGAGUUGUUCCGUAGUGAAGUUGUUUUGAAUUCUUUGAACCCUAAAUGGAUUAGGAAGUUUACAAUUGGUUAUCAGUUUGAGAUUGUGCAAACAUUACUGUUUCGUGUGUAUGAUAUUGACACUCAGUUUCAAAAUUCAAAGGAAGAGAUGCUUAGGCUCGACGAGCAACAAUUUCUCGGCGAGGCAACGUGUACAUUGUCCGAGAUUAUCACGAAAUCAAAUAGGACGAUUGCGUUAGAACUCAAGCGUAAAGAAGGUGCUGCUGCACAGACUCAGUCACAUAACAAUGGAAAGCUUGUUGUCCAUGCUGAGGAGUCUCUAGCUUCUAAGACCACCACAGAGAUAGUGUUUAGGUGCUUGAAUUUGGAAUCGAAGGAUCAUUUCUCUAAAAGUGACCCGUUUUUGGUGAUAUCUAAGAUUGUAGAGCACGGGAAUCCAAUCCCGGUCUCUAAAACCGAAGUCUUAAAGAAUGAUGCCAAUCCACUUUGGAAACCAGUCUUUCUAAGUGUUCAACAAGUAGGGAGUAAGGAAAGCCCAUUGGUAAUAGAGUGCUUAGACUUCAAUGGCAAUGGUAACCACAAUCUGAUCGGAAAAGUUCAGAAAUCACUUUCAGACUUAGAAAAGCUUCAUUUGAGUGGCCAAGGAAUCAAUUUAUUCUUACCAACCGGUGUUGGACAUAAACAUGAAGACAGGGUAUUAAAGAGUCAGCUUUUUGUGGACAAGUUUACUGAAACUGUUCAGCAUACAUUCCUAGAAUACUUGGCGUCUGGAUUCGAAUUGAACUUCAUGGUCGCCAUUGAUUUCACGGCUUCAAAUGGAAAUCCUCGCCUCCCAGAUUCCUUGCAUUACAUCGAUCCUACAGGACGAUUAAAUGCGUACCAAAGAGCAAUAGUUGAAGUUGGAGAAGUAUUGCAGUUCUACGACUAUGACAAACGCUUUCCCGCUUGGGGUUUCGGAGCUCGUCCAAUCGACAUCCCGGUUUCACAUUGCUUUAACCUCAACGGAAGCAGUACUUAUUGUGAGGUAGAUGGGAUUCAAGGUAUCAUGAAUGCCUACAAUGGUGCUCUCUUCAACGUCUCUUUCGCUGGGCCUACUCUAUUUGGUCCCGUGAUCAACGCUGCUGCAACAAUCGCUAGCGAGUCACUCGCUCAAAAUGCACGAAAAUAUUACGUCUUGUUGAUAAUCACUGACGGAGUAAUAACAGAUCUGCAAGAAACGAAAGACGCAUUGGUCAGUGCAUCGGAUCUUCCAUUAUCAAUCCUCAUCGUUGGAGUUGGAGGAGCUGACUAUAAAGAAAUGGAGGUACUAGAUGGAGACAAGGGAGAGAGAUUAGAGAGCUCGAGCGGCCGCGUUGCAUCGCGUGAUAUCGUCCAGUUCGUUGCGUUACGAGACAUACAAUAUGGAGAAGUGUCAGUGGUAGAAGCGCUUCUAGCAGAAUUGCCUUCACAAUUUUUGACGUACAUGAAAAACCGUAACAUCACUCCUUGA